This is a messenger RNA of Morchella importuna, 1863 nucleotides long. RefSeq lists its product as uncharacterized. NCBI's taxonomy places the organism in Eukaryota, Fungi, Ascomycota, Pezizomycetes, Pezizales, Morchellaceae. The record is from RefSeq and is a predicted model, not a curated record. Bases 1 to 1863 code for a protein of 620 amino acids. The transcript is spliced from 3 exons.
AUGGAACCUACAUCACCGCCCUCCACUUGGGAUAACCUUACCUACUCGAUCCCCCGCAACAAUAUAGGCGCCGACUUGCACCCCUUCCAAGAAUACAUCCUCAAGAUGGCAGCCAUGGACUACGUUCACCGUCCCCCUCCGCUCACUGAAUCUGGUGAGGAGAUGAGUUUCUAUGAAGGCUUUGAGGAUCAGCAUCAUCUGUUGCUCUCAUGGGUCCUGCACAACGGCUACACCGAGUCUCCUCAGGGAGUGAGACAGCCGAAUAAUCUAUUCCAAAAACACCCGCUCGCUGUCACAAUCCUGGAUGCCGCCCUCGAAGUUAGCAUAACUCAGAGCACAAUCAGGCGCUUCUCAGAGCGUGCUCUUCCAGUCGCUCUGGCGCGAUAUGUCGAGAGUAACAGCGCUGGGCUUUCGGGAUUCAGGAUGAACGUUCUGUGGGCGGCUGCAGAGCGGUAUGCGGAGAUGAUGAUAGCGGAUGCAGCGGUUGGCGGUGAUGAACGGCACGUGAUUGAUGAAAACCCUUCUUUUCCCCUCGUUAUACAGGAGAGACGCCCAAAAGAUGCAGUUUAUAUACAGGAUGUGAACCUGGCCACGUUCUGCGCUGUCAACGCCGAAUUCGAGAAGUAUGUCUUCAAUCACGAGAGUAGUUGUAAGUGGUGGUGGGACGAGGAGUCUCACGCGGAUAGGAUUCGAGAGCUUUUGAAGCACACGAUCAGGCUCGCGCUAGACAAGGCAUGCAAGGCUCAGGGUGUUGAGCUCGUGAUAUACCCCUCCACUGUGGUCUUAUCCGAUCGCGAUAGCUGUGAGCCCGAAGACUCAUGUCUUCAAGAGGAGGAGGAAGACCUACACCUCGACGAUAAGGAGCGUCUGGAGGACCCGAAAUCUACCGAAGAACAUAAGGACGACCAUGAGAUGUCCGAUGCCACUGUGGACACCGCCAUGGGAAACAAAUCUGAAGAGUCAGGUUCAGACUCAGACUCAGACUCAGAAAUAUCAUAUUAUGGUUGCUGCCUUAGAGCCCGAACCCGUUCACCCACCUAUUCUCCAAGUGACGGCUCUCCGCGUGACGGCUCUCCCCACGAUGGUUCUCCGCAUGAAGAGACUCCACGCGAUGGCCGGGGCGAUGGUUCUCCGCAUCAUGAUUCUGAAAAGAACAGCGAUCAAGAAAAGCCUGACGAGCCGUACUUUGAAGAUUUCACCGGUGCCGGCUUCACCACCGCCAAUGCUAUCCAACCCAGCGAUCUUAACCGUGGUUGGAAGCCAUAUCAACUUCAACUACCUACUCGGAAUAUCAUGAUUAACGGAAAGUGGAUCUGUGUUGAGGUCCCCGAGCGCAAGCUCUCUCCAAUCAUCACAGUCGAUAUGCUCCAAGACUACCCCAAGCCCGUCAAUCUAGGCCAUCUCUCCGAGAGGCCAGGCGGAUCCGGCGGCAAGCCCGAAAAGCGCAGGGCGAAUAUGCCGGGAGGCAAGACUGACGAGCCCACAGAGGUGGCUGCCGCGGCGAAGCCGAAACCACCAAAGAAGACCUCUAAACAGUGGAGAAAGCAACAAAAACUGGCCAACAAGGCCUUGGAAGAGCGCGUUAAGCAGAAUAAGCGAAAGGCGCCGGAGGAGGUUGAGGCUUGGGAUUAUAGUACUGGUAAGGCGCCGAAGAAUAUAGCGGAAUUCAUGAGGGAUGCAGAGAACGGUGAUGUUGAGAUGGCUGCGGCGGCGGCUACCACUGAUGUUGCGGAGAGUGCGGGCACGCAAGGUGAUGGUGAGGAUGGGGUUAAGAGAAGGAUCUGGUUGAGGGGGAGAGUGCCGGGGGAGGGGGAUGGAUGUGAAAUUAUCAAGAGGGCUGCGAAUCGUGAAGUGGUGGAAUAG